AUGGAAUCUAUCACAACCGGAUUUGAAGCAUAUUGGUUCCAAUUCGUUGAUUAUUGGGGUGAAGAUUUUCUCCUUAAGUACGGAACCUUUUUCGUUCAUCAAAUUUUCUAUUUCGCCGCCUACAUCCCAUUCUUUUUAUGUGAUUUCAUCCCAGCUUUCCAAAAGUAUAAACUUCAACCAACCAAGAGAAACGAUUUCAAGACCCAAUUAAAUUGUUUAGCAAAGAUCUUCUUUACUCAUGUUUUCGUCCAACUACCAAUGAUAAUUGUAUUUCAUCCAGCGAUCCAAAUGCUUGGAUUCCGUUCAAGAGUACCUCUACCAUCAUUGCCAAAUUUAAUUUUCGUGUUGGCAGUGUCAUUCCUCCUCGAAGACUUUUACUUCUAUUGGAUUCAUCGUUUGCUCCACCAAGGUUUUUGGUAUAAACACAUCCAUAAGAUUCAUCACGACCACUCUGCACCAUUCGGUAUCACAGCCGAAUACGCCCAUCCAAUUGAGACAUUGCUUCUCGGAGUUGGUACCUGUCUCGGUCCAUUCCUCCUGACUCGUGAUCUCUUCACCCUCUGGUCCUGGUUGGCUAUCCGUCUCUACCAAACCGUCGAGUGUCACAGCGGUUACGAUUUCCCAUGGAACCCAACCAAUUUCAUUCCUUUCUGGGGUGGUUCUCAUUUCCAUGAUUUCCAUCAUGAAACCUUUGUUGGAAAUUAUUCAUCAACUUUUACCUAUCUUGAUAAAUUGUGUGGUACUUCAGACAAAUACUACCAGAGAUUAACAAAGAGAAAUGAAAACAAAGAACAGAAACAAAAGUAA
Heterostelium album PN500 is the source of this 807-nucleotide messenger RNA. RefSeq names its product sterol desaturase family protein. The record is from RefSeq and is a predicted model, not a curated record. Gene Ontology annotation, biological process: sterol biosynthetic process. Gene Ontology annotation, molecular function: iron ion binding; C-4 methylsterol oxidase activity. NCBI's taxonomy places the organism in Eukaryota, Evosea, Eumycetozoa, Acytosteliales, Acytosteliaceae. The transcript is spliced from 3 exons. The coding region runs from base 1 to 807 and encodes 268 amino acids.